This is a messenger RNA of Thecamonas trahens ATCC 50062, 3999 nucleotides long. Its product is annotated as TKL protein kinase. Gene Ontology annotation, biological process: protein phosphorylation. Gene Ontology annotation, molecular function: protein binding; ATP binding; protein kinase activity. The record is from RefSeq and is a predicted model, not a curated record. The transcript has 4 exons. Bases 1 to 3891 code for a protein of 1296 amino acids. NCBI's taxonomy places the organism in Eukaryota, Apusomonadida, Apusomonadidae.
AUGACCCUGGCUGCGGUCAUGUGCGGGAGAGAGGCUCUCAUCGCGCUGUAUGAUGCAACCGGAGGGCACUCAUGGAAGGUCAAGACCGGAUGGGAGCUGCUGCACUUUUCAGACUACUGCGGGUCCGAUACACACUCGGCUUGGUUUGGGGUCUACUGCUCGUCAGGCGAGGUCGUUCUCGUCACGCUCCCGGAGAACAACCUCGUUGGCAGCAUUCCUGACGAACUCUCACAGCUGACGGCACUUGUCAGUCUCGAUCUCCGCGGCAACAAGCUGAGCGGGGCGCUGCCGUCGUCGCUCUUUACCCUCUCGCAGCUCAGUACGCUCCUGCUCAACACCAACAGCCUCGACGGUACGUUGCCGUCCAACUUUGCUGGCGUCGCGAGUCUGGUCUCGGUCGACGUCUCGUUCAACAGUUUUGUCGGCGCGCUCCCGCCGAUCUCCUGUCCCAAGCUCUGCUCGCUCAAGCAGCUGAUAGUGUCCAACAACAAGCUCUCCGGCCCCAUUCCGGACACGUUUACCGCACUCCCCUUUCUUGAGCUUGUCGACCUCUCGCACAACAAGUUCACCGGGCCGAUUCCGGCCACCCUCCCGCACAUUUCCGACCUCGGCACCGUCAAGCUCGACAACAACUCGCUCACCGGCACACUUCCGGCCGCCUUUGCUGGCGCCUCGCUCCUGGCCACCCUCUCUGUCGCCGACAACAAGCUCUUUGGCCAGCUGCCGGACCUCUCUGCGCUCGCUGAUCUGACGCUCUUUGACGGCUCGGCCAACGCGUUCAACGGAUCCGUCCCGAGCUGGGCUGGGUGCUCGCACGACAUGGUGUGUCACCUCGAGGGCAACCCGCGGCUAACUUGUCAGACUGCGUGCGAGGGCAACCACUGCCACGUCGACUCGUGCACCUCUUGCGUCCUUACAUACUGCUCGUCAUCGAACGAGUGCCUCGAUGCAGGCGGUGGCUGCCCGGUCUGUGACCUCGACUCGCACCGGUGCGUCCCGGUCGCCGCCGACCCGCCGCCGCCGCCGCCGGUGGCGCCCGGCCCCACCCCGCCACCGCCGAUUGUGCCCAUCACCUCGGCCACGUUCACCUCGUUCUCGUCCACAAGCGCGACCGCGACCGGCUCGAGCAACGCGACGUCGCACAGCCCGCCGCCACCGGCCUACGGUGCCAUCAUUGGCGUCGUCGUCGCCGUCGUCUGCUGUGUCGGCGUUGUCGUCGCCGUCGCCAUUGUCCGCGUCCGCCGCUCCUCCGCCGUCACCCCCGAGACCGUCGGCCUCCUCGCCGCCGCCCGUCAUGGCCGCCGCCAGGGCAUGCACUCGGUCAACGAGUCGGGCUCGGGCUUCUAUUACGUAGUCGACGGUGCGGCCGAGGAGUCGACCUCGGACGGCCGCAUCUCAGGCGGCUCCGAUGGCUCGUUCCGCACCGCAAAGGACCGCACCAAAGAGCUCUCGGUCCGCUUCGACACAGCCUCGUCGGGCAAGCGCGGCGAGGUCUUCACCUUUGUUAUUGACACCCGGCUCGAGGUCAUCAAGUGGUCCGAGCUCGAGAUCACUGGCGAGAUUGGGCGCGGCGGCUACGGCACCGUCCUCCGCGCUCGCCGUGGCCACACCGAAGUCGCCGUCAAGGUCCUUCGCGACAUCGUCCACCCAGAGCAGGUCCAGGCAUUUGUCGAGGAGGCCUCCAUCCUCUCCGACCUCAAGCACCCCAAUUGCGUCCUCCUCAUGGGCGUCUGCGUCGAGCCGCACCACAUGUCCAUCGUCACCGAGUACAUGCGUGGCGGCGACCUGCACUCGGUCAUCUACCCGCAUGACGACUCGCUCCACGGCUCGCCAUCGGCCUCAAACCUCACCCGUCGCCGCCGCUUCCAGAUCCUGUACGAGGUCGCGCUCGGCCUCGAGUACCUGCACGCGCGCGGCAUCGCCCACCGUGACAUCAAGCCGCGCAAUGUCCUCCUCGACGACCGCGCCCCGGCUACCGCAAAGCUCGCAGACUUUGGUCUUGCUGGCCUCAAGAAGAUGGACAUCGGCGGCGGCGGCACAGAACUGUACUCGGCCCCCGAGGUCCUCGACGGCCUCACCGCAGACAAGCGCUCAGACAUGUACUCGUUCGGCAUCGUCAUGUUCGAGGUCCUCUACUCGCGCAAGCCCACAGGCUCGUCGCGGAGCAGCGCCCUCGACGGCAACUCGGUCAGCAUUCCUGAGGACUCCUCGCCCCGGGUCGCCUCGCCGCGACUUGGCCUGAGUCGCGACCAAGUCGACUCGCCGCGCCUGGCCACGUCCGACAUCGAGGCGCGUCUCCCCCUCUCAUACGUGCCUCUGACGCAGCUGACGCGACUUGGCGACACCCUAAUCUAUGGAGCUGCAUUUGUUGGCCUGGGCAUGAUGGUAGGCACUCUUGGCCCAUCGCUGUACCUGCUUUCGGCUGCUUGGGGUGAUGCCUCAUCGCCAUCAGCCCUCGGCAUGCUCUUUCUCGCCCGCAUGGUGGGGACCGUCAUGGGAACUGUUCUCGGUGUCCGAGUCCUCGUCAUCCUCUCCAACCAAGCCAAUAAGGCCCUCACCCUGGCCACAUCCGUCAUCGCCCUCGCCCUGCUCCUCAUUCCGUAUUGGAACGCAGAAGGCCUCGUCCACGCCCUCUUUGUCCUCCGCGGCGCAGGCGUCGGCCUUGUCGACACCGUGGGCACAGGCCUCGUCAUGUAUCUGUGGGAGAAGGCGUCAUCAAGAGCCCUCCACACCAUGUCGUUGGCUUUUGGCCUCGGCGCUGUCGUCUCGCCGCUGGUCAUUGCCGCCACCUGGUCUGCUGACGCGCCUGACACGCCGUACUGGAUCAUGGCGGUCAUGAUUCUCCCGCUCGCUGUUGUCGCCCUCCUCCUCCGCUCGCCGCCGCAGUUUGCCACGCCGUCGGGCGCGUUUGCGCUCGGCUCGCGUCUCCCGCGCCACUACCUCCGCCUCACCGCGCUGGGCGAGUGGCUGGCCGACCCAUCGCAGCCGUCGCUCGCUCACUACGCCGCCUCGCGCAACGUCCGCGUCGGCGCCCUCCUCUGCACCCUCUACGCCAUGGUCGUUGGUGCUGAGCUCGCUUUUGGCUCGUGGCUCCCGACCUUUGCCAUGCGCGCCGGCAUCGGCUCGUUCUCGUCGGCGCCUUUCUAUGGGCUCAUGGGCUACGCCGCCGGUGCCACCUUUGCCGUCUUCCUCCUCAUCGCCUGCAAGCCGUCCGAGUCGGCACCGCUCUCGGCGUCGACCCUCUGGGCCGGCGUCGUCAUCCUCGGCCUUGCUAUGUCGGGUCUCUCACCGACCCUCCUCUCACUCUUCCACCUCUUUGACGUCGCCGUCACCCGCUCCACGGUCAACGCACUCGUCAUCACUGCCUGGAUUGGCGAGCUUGUCGUGCCCUACAUCCUCGGCCACGUCCACGAUGCCUUUGAGGCUGGUCUGCACUCGGCCAUGCUCAUUCUCUUCCUCGCCAUCCUUAUCCUCGUUGUCGUCCUCUUCCGCUCCUUUGACGUCAUCACCCCGUCCUACGGCUGGGGUGCCGUCAACCGCCGCUCAUACACCGCCCGCCCAGACAUUGGCGUUGGCGUCACCCUCGACCUCAUCUCACCCUCGCCCACCGACGCCCCGCUCAUGCUCCCCUCGGACGACGAGUCAACCUCCGAGUCGGUCAUAGACUCGCCGCCGCGCCGCACCACCAACCUUCUCGCGCCCGUCGACGAGCCUGCCACGUCCGCCGGAUCCUCCUCCCCCUCUCUCCCCUCACGCGUCUCCACCGCCGACGCCUUGGCCACCAUCCCCGCUACGGUCGCCGAGCCUCCCUUGACCACGGAUGUCUCGGACGACGGAGUCGGCGCUGUUGCCGCUCUCGUCUCCAUCCGCAAGGAACUCUCCGAUCUCUAGCCCGUCAUGUUCUUAUACAUACCCCUACCCCCCCCCCCUUGAUCCCGCUCGCGCAACGCACAACAGCCCAUGGCGGACUCAGCCUCCCUUAACAAGCACCAUAGCCAU